AUGGCCAGUAACGCAGAGUCCAAGAACUCCUCGCAGCACAACCAGUCGCGCAAGGCGCACCGCAACGGUAUCAAGAAGCCCAAGACGUCGAGAUACCCUUCCCUCAAGGGAACUGACCCCAAGUUCCGCCGCAACCAUCGUCACGCUCUGCACGGCACCAUGAAGGCCCUGAAGGAGCUGAAGGAGGGCAAGCGCGAGACGGCAUAG
Molecule: messenger RNA, 207 nt
Organism: Colletotrichum lupini
Lineage: Eukaryota; Fungi; Ascomycota; Sordariomycetes; Glomerellales; Glomerellaceae
Product: 60S ribosomal protein L29
Exons: 4
Coding region: 1-207 (68 amino acids)
Biological process (GO): cytoplasmic translation
Cellular component (GO): cytosolic large ribosomal subunit; ribosome
Molecular function (GO): structural constituent of ribosome
Source: RefSeq, a predicted model, not a curated record